Gaeumannomyces tritici R3-111a-1 is the source of this 2118-nucleotide messenger RNA. RefSeq lists its product as hypothetical. The record is from RefSeq and is a predicted model, not a curated record. Gene Ontology annotation, molecular function: transmembrane transporter activity. Gene Ontology annotation, biological process: transmembrane transport. Bases 448 to 1941 code for a protein of 497 amino acids. Gene Ontology annotation, cellular component: membrane. NCBI's taxonomy places the organism in Eukaryota, Fungi, Ascomycota, Sordariomycetes, Magnaporthales, Magnaporthaceae. The transcript is spliced from 4 exons.
GGAGAGUCAUUGGGGGAAAAGGGAAACGGGGACAGGGCCCUUGCUCGGCCUCCAUGCUCGGCCUCCAUGCUCGGCCUCCAUGCUCGAAUCUGCACCAUCCCCCGGCCGGAGAGAUCCAGGGAUACCACCCUCGAAAAGGUCUCGGCAAAGGCCUCCACAUGCUGGGUGCGCUGCCAUGGAGUAGUAUUGCGAAUGCGACGCAGCUAGAGAUCCGUGCUGUGCGCUCCGUAAAUUGCGACUGAACCCUCCUCGGGCUCGACGUUUAAAGGGAGACGGAUGUCCUUGCCCUGAUCCUUUGGGAUUUGUUUUCCCCAGCCGUCCGUUCAGGUUCUGGUCCUGAACUCAUCCAUUCUCUCGCCCAGACGCGCUUUGCUGUGCGCCUGGCUUUGGUCUUGUGUGGACAGACGGCAGCACCCAUCACACUCUUGCUUCCCCGUUACAGCAAUCAUGUCUGACAGCAAAGAGCAAGUAUCCGGCCAUGUCGAGGCCCCAGGCGGCUCGAUAAAGUCCGACUCGGAGAACGGAUCCGAGUUUACGUGGACGGAGGAGGAGGAGACCCGGAUCAGGCACAAGAUCGACUGGCACUGCGUCCCCAUCGUGACGGUCCUAUACCUCCUCUGCUUCCUCGACCGCAUCAACAUCGGCAACGCCCGGAUCCAGGGCCUGGCCAAGGACCUCGACCUCAACGUGGGCGUGCGCUUCAACUGGUGCCUGUCCAUCUUCUACAUCGUCUACCUGCUCGUCGAGGUGCCCAGCAACAUCAUCCUCAAGCGCGUCGGCCCGCGCUUCUACCUGCCCUUCCUCGUCGUCGGCUUCGGCUUCGUCUCGCUCUGCACCGCCUUCGUGCAGUCCUUCGAGGGCCUCAUGGUCGCCCGCGCCGUCCUCGGCAUCUUCGAGGGCGGCGCCAUGCCCGGCAUGGCCUUCUUCCUCAGCUGCUUCUACAAGCGCUCCGAGCUCCUGUUCCGCAUCGGCAUCUACGUCUCGGCCGCGUCCAUGGCCGGCGCCUUUGGCGGCCUCCUCGCCGCCGGCCUGGCCCGGGUCCCCGAGUGGGGCAUCGCCGCCAUGCGCAUCCACACCUGGCGCAACAUCUUCUUCUUCGAAGGGCUCUUCACCUGCAUCCUCGGGCUCCUCGCCCCGAUCUGGAUGCCCACCAGCCCCGGCGACGCCUACUUCCUCAACGACCGCGAGCGCCGCAUCGCCGCCGAGCGCCUCUCGCGCGAGAUGAAGGGCAAGCCCGAGGAGCACGUCACCUGGGCCGACUUCAAGAAGGCCAUCUUCUGCCUGCACAACUACACGUGCGCCUUUGGCUUCUUCCUCAUCAACAUCACCGUCCAGGGCCUGUCCGUCUUCAUGCCCACCAUCCUGUCCCUGGGUCUCGGCUACGACUCGACAAAGUCGCAGCUCAUGAGCGUGCCGCCCUACGUCGCCGCCUGCGUCGUCGCCAUCCUCAUCGCCUACCUGAGCGACAAGACCAAGCAGCGCGGCAUCUACCUGGCCAUCUUUGCCAUCAUCGCCCUCAUCGGCUUCUCGAUCCUGCGCUUCCACACCGACCCCAACAUCAAGUACAUGGCCAUCUUUUUCAUCACUGUCGGCGCCUUCCCCGGAGGCCCGGCGUUUCUGGCCUGGGCCAUCAACAACUCUGCAGGCCCUGCCGUCCGCGCCGUUUCCAGCGGUUACGUCGUUACCCUCGGCACCAUUGGCGGCAUCGUCUCCACAUGGACAUAUGUCGGAUCCGACGGGCCGAACUUCCCGACCGGCCACACCAUCAACCUCGUCGGCCAGAUCCUCGUCUUCUGCCUCUCCAUCUUCGGCAUCCUCUACUGCCUCUGGGAGAACAAGCUGCGCGCCGCGGGCAAGCGGGACCACAGGCUCGAGGGCCUCACCGAGGAGGAGCAGGACAAGCUCGGCUUCAAGCACCCCAGCUUCCGCUACAUCACUUAGGUGUCCCGUCGGGCCUUUCUUUUCGUCAAACGUUGGCACCCGCUUUAUGGUUUCUCUUUUCCAUCUGCGACUUAUUUCGGCUGUUGCCUCCUGCAUUUGAGGGCGCGGUAAAUAUCCCACCCUUUAUCGGGCCUUGGCUCUCGUCUUAUCAAUAUAAAAUGUCUUGAAACUUUCGAA